AGCUCCCACAAUUCAGUAGCAAAAGUGAAGCUGUCAUGCUUGUGUUUUGCUUUGGUUUUUGUUAUUGUUUCGGGUUAGUGGAACAGCUGAGUACGAGGAGGAGAUCAUAGUUCAUUUUCGCUCAUGUUUUGUUUUUCUUGUGGACUGUGACAUCUGAUAGAGACCGCUUGUCUAAAUAUUUUACAGAGAAGUGUAAACUGCAAAAAAGGUGCCAAAUAGUCUGCAUUUGUUUAGUGUUGCCAUGGAAAAAGCUUGGCGGGUGGAGUUCAGAAACGUGGGCUGCAGUUACUUCCCUCAGAGUAGAGUUGACUGCCACUACACUCUAAGCUCACAGCACAACUGGACCAGCAAUGACUGGAUUGGGCUCUUCAAGGUGGGAUGGUCAUCAGUGAAAGACUACCACACGUUUGUUUGGGCACUGGCCCCAGCAGACUACCAGGAGGGCACAGAUGUCAACUGCUGUGUUCACUUCCAGGCAUCCUACCUCCCUAAGCCCAGCUCCCAUGAGUACCAGUUUGUGUACAUCGAUGGUAAAGGGGAAGUGUGCUCUUGCAGCCCCACAUUCACAUUCUGCGCCCCUAAGCCACUUGAGGAUCUGGUCACCCUGGAGGAGGGGGCCCAUGGAGAGGAUGGAACCACAGACAUGCUGCUGGUGGUACCCAGGGCCGAAUUGCUGCAGAGUCGACUACAGGAAUGUCUGCGAGAGCGGGCUGAGCUACUGCAGGUCCAGGAAGCGGCAACCAGGCAGAGGGAGAAAGAGAGGGAGGAGUACAAGAGAGCAAAGGAAGCCUGGGACAGGGGGCGCAAAGAGCUGGAGAGCAGUAUCGCCAGGCUGCAGGAGAAGCUGAAGCAGAGUCGAGAGGAGACAGAAGAGCUGGAGAGGAAGCAAAAGGAGGUGCAGGCUUCUGGAGAGUCACUGGCCCAAGAGAAAAGUGCCUUGUUGGAUGCAAAGGAGGCGAGCGAACUGCGAAUCAGAGAGCUAGAGGAAGACAUCAAAGCUUUGACACAGAAAGCUGUGGAGAGAGAGACUGAGCUGGAGAGGAUGAAAGAAAGAGCUAAGAGGGCAGCAGCUCAGAGAAAAGAAGAGGAAAGUGAGAGGAAGAGCUUGCAGACCAAGCUGGAACAGACGGAGGCUGAGCUGCGGAGUCUUUCUAAAGAGUUCCACGGCCUGAGGAGCUCCUUGGCCCAGAGAGACACCAGUGUCCUGCAGCUCCAAAACACCAUUACCACCCUCACCCAGAAACUCACCACUGCCCACAGGAAAGAGGCGGAGAGCGAGGCAGCCCUGAAGGAGAUGCGAGGCCUACGGGAACGUUUGAGUGCUAGUGAACGUACCGCAGAAAGCCUGAAGGCUGAUAUGAGUGCAAUGGUGGCCCAGAGGGACCAUGGGCAGGCUGAACUGCACCAGGCUCGUCUGCAAGCCGCCCAACUCACCCUGCAGCUGGCAGAUUCCAGUUUGGCCCUGAGAGAGGGUAGAGCCCACUGGGCACAGGAAAGGCAGAAUCUGCAGCGCACUGCUGAGAAGGACCGCGACCGCCUGGAGAAACUCAACGCAGAGAUGCAGAGAAUGGAGGAAAGGCUGCAGGAGGAGAGGAUGGAAAGAGAGAAAGUGGAGGUGGAACUUGGGAGAGAAAAGGACUGCAACCGAGUCCAGUUGAGUGAGACUCGCAGGGAGCUCCAGGAGCUAAAAGCCAGUCUGAGGGUUGCCCAGAAAGAGAAGGAGCAGCUACUCACUGAGAAACAGGAGCUGAUGGAGUACAUAUGUCAGCUGGAGCAGAAGAUGGGAACAGUGGCCAAUGCCAAGUGGAGCGCUGCCCCAAUUGUCUCCACAGGGCGCCCUGGCAGCCCAUUAUCUGACUCUGAGGAUGAGAACCCAGAGGCCUUGCAGCCGCUUCGCCCCUCUAGACCUCUGGGCCACUACAGCCUGUGUGAGCAGGGUCAGCCCGACUCCCUGCUCCUGGCUACUCCUCCUCCCUCCCCGAGGGACCUGGACCGGGACACAGUGGUCAUCAACCAGCCAGCACCCCUCUCCUCACCGCACCAGGCCGGCACCGACACUCUCGCACACAGCUCUGAAUCAGAGGAGGAACCUGAUCAGCUUCCAUGUGGACGGCACAGUUCUGGGGAGGAAACAGCACUUUUGCUGCCUGAGCACACAGACACCAUUCUCAGUGAUCUGGCUGACACCUCUCUAUGGUAACCAGUGGACACCAAACCACAGUAGCAGUUCAAGACUUGGUCAAAAGGAGGAGAUGGGGAAUUUCUCUCAGUCAUCAUGGUUCUACAUUACAAUCACUAAUGAGCACAUACACAACACACUUACUACACUACACUAACAAAAAUGUUAAUAUGCAAUAGACAUUGUAUCUCCUGUGAACCUUGGUCUAUCCCUUCUAGACUGUUGUGUUAUCGCCUUAGCUGUUUUUGUUAUUAGGAAUGACAGGUCAACACCAUGUUUAUAACUGACAUAAGACUGUUGCACAGUCGGAAAUGGUGCGCUUUAAGCAUUGGCGCUUGCAUUUGAAAGUUCACACGCUCCAGCAGAAUGAUUUCUGUUGAAUCAUUGCUAUGUCGAGAGCUUUACGAUGGGUGUUAUGUCGUUUUUAUGACUUUUGUGAUCAGGAGUCAUGACAGGCACUGUAAUUAUGAUGUUUUGUGCAGGCCCGUCUCCUCUGAAAAUCAUGAGAAAACUCUGGUUCAGCAUUAAAUUCACCAGAGCACCUUUGAACACUACUCAUCAUGAUACCAUAAAGUAAUGAUACAGCAUCAUGUUAGAAUUAUAUUGCUUUAAUGUAGGCCUAUAACAGUGCGUUUCUCCUCCUUUUAUUCAGAACUAAGAUAUGAUAUGCACUUUCUGUUAUGCAUUAGCUAUUGACGUUGUUAUGCAGAUGCUGUUAAGGAGAUUUGGUAAUGGAGCAGCACCUUGAGGUGGACAUGCAGUUGAAACUGAACGGUGAUGGAACAGAUUGUUUUGAAAGUCUGUCAAGAUAGAUGCUAGAUACAACUUGCUACUUCAGUAACCUCAUAUUAUUUUCGUUAUAAAGCUGUUGCUCUCAUAAGCUUUCGGCUAUACGUCAACUUGCGAUAUUUACAUGUUAAGGAUCAUAGAUUUUACCUUACAGAACAUUAAAAUGAAAUGCUAAUUUACUUACUGGGCUUUUGGAUAUUUAGCAUCAUCUUUUAUUACAGUUUGUAAUGUACAGGAAAUUGCUCUCCGUCACAUUGAUGCAGUUCUAAAUUUGUGCCUAGAUUAAUCGAAUAAGAGUCUCAUUUAAGAAAAUCUACUUUAUAGGUCUUGCCAUCAUGGUGUGGUGUUGGUAUUUCCCCCCAGCCUAUGGCAAUUUACUGCCUGAAAAAUAUUGCUGCCUACCUUUGAAUCAAUACUAUAUGCAUUUUUCAUGAUUUUCUAUUUAUAAUUAACUUGAGUUAUACUGCAGAUGAACUAUAUUCAGGUUUAAUUUGAGAUAAGUUUUCAGAUUUCACACAACUAAUGUUGUGCAGUGUGUGAUAAAUGACAAAAAAAAACUUGGUCUUUCAUGCUUGGCUAAGCAAAGAAUUUGCUAGACACUUUGACGCUUGAUUUCUAUCUGCUCUAUUUGCACCCUCUUUUUACUAUAGAAGAGUUUUUAGAUGAAGAGUUGAUAUAUGGAUGCUUAUGUCAGUUGUGUGUUUUCAUCAUUAUCACAGUCAUUACCAUUGUGUGUUGUGUUUACUCAUUUUAUAUACACUUUUCAUAUGUUCUGUUUGAAAAUAGUCACUUUGACUCUAGUAACAUUUCAGAUUGGGGUUACAUUGUAUUGUUGUGAGAUAUUGGUGCUAACGAAAGGGAUUAAUACCAACGUGUUGAUUUUAGGGUAAUGGUGAAAAUGUAUCAAAGAUCUAAAAAAAAAAAAAUCAAUUUUAAUAUUUGGUCAGGAAGGAUAAGUGUCUCAGCAGGUUUUUCUGUAACUGUACAACCUCUCAUCUAUC
Messenger RNA from Myripristis murdjan (pinecone soldierfish), 3969 nucleotides. It is a transcript of the gene calcoco1a, whose product is annotated as calcium binding and coiled-coil domain 1a. The coding region runs from base 242 to 2200 and encodes 652 amino acids. Gene Ontology annotation, molecular function: transcription coactivator activity. NCBI's taxonomy places the organism in Eukaryota, Metazoa, Chordata, Actinopteri, Holocentriformes, Holocentridae. Gene Ontology annotation, biological process: positive regulation of transcription by RNA polymerase II. The record is from RefSeq and is a predicted model, not a curated record. The transcript has 15 exons.